AAAAGAAAAGAAAAGAAAAAAUGAUAGUAUGAAAUGAUAAAUCAUAAUAAAUAUUUCAUAUUCCCUUGUGAAUCUGCAACAUUCCUGCAUCGUCCAGACUCACCGAUCAAAUUUAAUUACAUAUGGUUGUGGUCUCCACAUUCUGUCCUUAUCAAUCAUCUCACUCCACAUCUCAAUCAUUUCGAUACAUGAUGCAUUAUUACUCCAUUUCUAUUUCUACUCUCUCUUCUUUUCAAUCAUAAUGCUCCUUCAAAAGUUACUAAUCUUCGUUAUCCUCACAAGAGAAAGAUACACAUACAUGAUGAUGAUGAUGGAAUUCCAGAACCGCAGAGUGCUACUACUCCUCAACAAGGAUGUUCCAAUAUCUUCACCGCCGCCGCCGCAGCCGCCAGCGUCGUCAUCACCGGUGAUGGCGAUGUAUGGAUCAUCGUCAUUGCAAGUACCAGCUCGUCCGAUCUUCAGUUCAAACGUAGCCUACGCCUUCAUCAUCCUCCUCACCACGCUGUUCUUCCUGGCCUUCAUCCUCCUCUUCCUCCGCCAAUUCUCGUCGUCCGGCAGCAGAAGCCGUUGCUCGGAGGAAACGACGGAGAAGUGGGCGCUGCCGACAGUUGCGUACAGUAGGGGGAAGAGGAAGGUGAAAGAGCAGGAAGAGGAGUGCGUGAUAUGUUUGGAAGAGCUUCGCGAGGGUGAAACGGUAAAAAUGAUACCUCACUGCAAGCACGUGUUCCAUCCUAACUGCAUUGACACGUGGCUCCUCACUCACGUGACAUGCCCCGUGUGCAGAUGCCCCAAGGUUUGUGAAGAAGAAGAAGAGAAUGAUGAGGGAGAAACAAGAAUAAGAAGAGAGGUAGUUGAAAUUCAGUUACAAGAGUCUCAAACUGAAAGAGCGGUGAGUAGUGAUGAGAGAAGAGAAGUAACUGGGUUGAGGAGAUCACUCAGCUUCUGACUAUGAAUUUGAUUUCCUCACAUUCAGCUUCCUCAGACGUGUAAAUUAAAUACAUAGUGUAGACAUGCAACACAAACAAGCCACUCUUUGCAUAAACGCUUGAGAACUUGAGAGAUAGCUACUUGCGGCUUCACCUGUAAACUGUAAUGUAAUUUUUUAUUUUUUUUUUCAAAGUUAACUGAAACUUGAACCUAACAUCUCUAGGUGUGAAUGGAGAGACUAUAUUAUUUGAUCUCUAGUUUGUUGGGUAAACUGUAAUGUAAUUACAUGCUACAUAAGUUUAGUU
Messenger RNA from Arachis ipaensis, 1232 nucleotides. Its product is annotated as RING/U-box superfamily protein. The record is from RefSeq and is a predicted model, not a curated record. NCBI's taxonomy places the organism in Eukaryota, Viridiplantae, Streptophyta, Magnoliopsida, Fabales, Fabaceae.